CUAUUGCCGUUUUCUUUGUUUUUAAAACAAGCCCAGUUUAGUUUCGGUUAGGGUGAAAGACUGCACGGUAGUGUUGGAUGCUAGUUGCGGUUAGUUAGCUCUGUUUAAAAACAUUGUUAUUAAUAAAAUGUUCUUGCAAAUUUCCAGGGUGUUCUAAUAAAUAUUUUUCUCUAAUAAACAACGAAUCUCAUACUUUUUAUGUUUGAAGAGACCAUUAUUCUCCCAAAGAUAUCUAUAUUCAUUCUAGUCGAUUUGGAUUGUUUAAUGUUAUAAUUCUUGGCUAGUUGUAAAUAUUCCAAGUGACGGUGGUGCUUUCGAUAAAAAAAUGUACGGUUAAAAACCCUCCCUCGUUUUUAUUUUUUUGUUUCGUCCAUCCGAGUUGGGAGAAAUUACAAAACCGGCAAAAUUUAAGUUUAAUAGGAAUCUUGAAACAUAUAAUAGCACGCCACUGGAGAUUAUUAACAAAUCAAAGCCAAUUGAUAGCACGUUCAAACACGAGACAUAUUUAAUUAACCAAAUUGCGACCCAGCUGUUAAAUUAGGUACUAAGCUGUGCUGUAGGUAAAUAUUAUUACAUAAACGUUAUUACUGCAGCCCUUUUCGUUAGUUACAAUCAAUACGUUCUAAACCAUGAAACUAAGCCUUCUUAUCCUCACUUAUUGGCUAAUCGCUCGCGCCGCCAAAUGUCAAGGCGUAUCAUGGUAUAAUGUAGCGGUGGUAGAAUUUGAGCUUGAGACCAAUCUUUCGGUUUCUGCAGACGAGAGACUUGCGGCAACCAUUUCAAGAUUCAUAAAGACAUUGAACGGAUUAACAGAGCCGUUGGACCUCGUAAUAUUUCCGGAAUCGGCGUUGGCAAGUGACGACCCCGAUGCUGCUACAGAAUUGCCGUCGCUCUACGACUUCCUGCUUUGCAAUUCCAACGACGUGGGCUACGCUGAAUUUCUCAAAAAUUUGUCGUGUCUGGCGAUCGAUCGUCAAACCGUCAUUGUGGUUAAUAUAUUGGAAAAAAGCGGGGAUUCGUUUUACAACACCGACAUUGCUCUCGCAGCGAACGGUACCGUGAUUGCCAGGUACAGGAAAUGGAACCUGUUCGGCGAGAUCGCGAAAAGCAAACCGAGCACCCUCGAUUUGCCUGUUUUGGAACUGAAAAAUACGACAUUCGGCUUCAUGACGUGUUUUGACAUAUUGUUCGGAGUGCCCGGUUUCAAUUUGACCAGGGAACGUAGCGUGAAGAACAUCAUUUUUCCGCUCAACUGGAUUUCGGAAUUGCCGUAUUUGACAGCCCUGCAAACGCAGCAAAUGUGGGCCAGUGAGCAUGACGUCACUCUGCUAGCGGCCGGUUCGAAUUCCCCUGGUCGGGGCGCUGGAGGAACCGGCAUAUAUUUAGGUAAAAAAGGCGCGUUAGAAACAAUAAUAGCCGCCGGAGGCGGGACCAGGACGAUAUAUCGAAACGUGCCGAUAAUAUCGGGAACUGGGACGAACGUGAUACUCGUCAAUCACACCGAAACCGACGAAAUAGACUCGCUCGCUGUAGAAAUGGACGAUUUCUUCACGCUGGUUGACGCGGCCAUCGCAGAACACGCCUCGGUCGUACUCGAUACGACGAAUUUGAGUGGGUGCAUAACGGUGUGUCACGGCCGAAACGAUGACGUCACGUGUUGCGACUUCGACGUAUCCGCCUUGCAGGACCAAAUUGUCGCCUCUCGAAACGGCGACAGAUAUACAUAUCACCUGGUCGCCUACAACGGCGUCAGAAGUUUCUCAGGGGUGUUUUUCGGCGGGGUGGAGAUUUGCGCGGUGGUGGCGUGCUUAAACGAGUCCGUUGCUUCUUGCGGAAGAAGAUUUCCAGAUUAUUCCAAUAUCGUUUGGCCUAUCACGUUCGAGAAAAUCAACGUCUCGGGUAACUUCAGCCAAUCGGAGCGGCGAGUUCAGUACCCCACCUCCCUGUUGAGUUCCAUACGGCCGAUAGAGACGCGCCACACAUCUUGGCACAGAGAAGAAGUGAACGGCACCACGGUGCUCAGAACCCACACAUUGGAAAAGGCUCAGAACCGUCUGCUCACUUUCGGUAUAUACGGGAGGGAUUUCACAAGGGAUCGGGACCCGAUGAGGAACGAAUCGGCAAACGGGAGUAUUUCCGGGCAAGGGGGUCCAAACCCAGACCUGAGCGCACUGCUCGUGUUAUUUAUCAUCGCGUUUAUUUACGUGUAACGGCCGAUUUACGUUUCUCAAUAAUGACGUAUCUGAAAAUAAAGUCAUGCUGUUAUUUUUUUUCUUUUUUUAAUAGUUUAUUUUUCGGUAGCUACUAUAUACAGAGUGUUGAAGUAAAUCCCAUCCCAUCUUGUCUUUUUAAAGAAAAUAAAGGUCACUAUUUAGUUGCCACUUUUAGUGCUCUAUAAGAUAGCGUUGACCAGGGGUGAAGCAUCUAUGUAACCACUGUUGCCAUUGGUAAUGAGAAUAAAUUAAUAUUUUAUGACUUUACCAAUACCAAUACGUAAUGGUAACUAACUCUAUAGUAAUACACUCUACUACUCUAGGGAGUAAAUUCUGUACUGUAUUGACGCUACCCCGCCUCGACUCGAUAUAUAGGGUGUCCUAUGAGUAAUAAAACAUGGAAAAAUAAGAUAUUUUUAAGGUAAACAUAUGGAUAGAUGACUACUUUACCAUAUCAUUGUUUGUAGCAAGUCAUACAAAGGAAAAAAAAUAAAUAAAAUUGAUGCCAACAAAAUUGUAUAUAACGUCAUAAUAUACUAAAUCUAGAUAUACAAUGUACAUAACUUCACAAUAAAAACAAUAGGACAACAAAUAAUAAAUAAAUUUAUAUGUAUAUAGCACAGAACAAUCAUUAAAUUCAACGCUCCGCAACACGUCAUUACCAAUGUUUUAUUCAAAUAAUUCACCAACGCUAUAAUAGUCCUUACUUAGAAGAAAACUUUUAAUUUUAUAUUUAAAAUAUUUUUCGUUUAAAAGUUUAAAAGAUUGUAGCAAUGCGUUAUAAAGU
Molecule: messenger RNA, 3000 nt
Organism: Cylas formicarius (sweet potato weevil)
Lineage: Eukaryota; Metazoa; Arthropoda; Insecta; Coleoptera; Brentidae
Product: vanin-like protein 1
Exons: 8
Coding region: 630-2210 (526 amino acids)
Source: RefSeq, a predicted model, not a curated record